CGCAGCAAAAAUAUCGAUAAUAUUGAUUGAAAAAAGAUGUUGGUGAAACACUAGUUUUAACCUCUGCUAUGCCAUUUUAUUUCCUCCAAUUUGUUUAAUUCCAAUUUAAAAGAUUUGAUGAAAACUAUGGAGAACCUUGCGAAAAAGCCUGCCAAAGGAAUUUUAAGAACCAGUUCAAAUUCUGGUCACACUGAACAACACAAAUCAAGCAUUGAACCAAUCAAAUGGGAUGAGAUGAAUAUCCUUCAAACCUUGCAUCCACCAGGAAAAGAUUAUGGGCUGAUGAAAAUCGAGGAACCUAAAACUCCUUACAGUCAUUACAAAGAUACUGUUGACGGUGAACAGGUGUCCGAUGACGAAGAAGCAGCUUCUUCUUCAACAAAUCUUAAUCUUCAAAAAGUCUCUGAAAAGAUUAAGCUUGGUAGAUCGAAAGUGUCCUCUCAAGACAGUAAAGAAGAGGAGGACAGUAAAGAGUUUGAUGAUGAUGACGAUCAAAGUGAUUUAGAAGGUGAAGAAUUGACGGAAGAAGAAAAAAAGAAACGAAGAGAGUUUGAGAUGAAGAGAAAAAUGCAUUACAACGAAUUUCAAGCGGUUAAACUUGCUCGUAAACUAUUGGAAGAAGAAGACGAUGAUGAAGAAGACGACGAUGAUAAUAAGCUCAGCCUGAAUUAAUUUAUUUACUUUCAUGUAUCAAUUUAUUACAACUUAAUAAAAAUUAUAACCCGGAGGUUGAAUUGAUUGAA
Molecule: messenger RNA, 743 nt
Organism: Tetranychus urticae (two-spotted spider mite)
Lineage: Eukaryota; Metazoa; Arthropoda; Arachnida; Trombidiformes; Tetranychidae
Product: protein phosphatase inhibitor 2
Biological process (GO): regulation of signal transduction
Molecular function (GO): protein phosphatase inhibitor activity
Source: RefSeq, a predicted model, not a curated record